GACAUCUAACAAUCCCAACUUUUUGUCAGCCUGGCAUUUGCAACCAUCCAUUCCGUCUUGUCAUCAAUUACUGCUUCAACUUCUGCCGCUUCUGCUUCUGCAACUUAACCACUGCCUACCUACCUACUCACUCACCACAUCUAUCUGCUUUCUGCCUAUUGCACGCACACCUCACACACACACCACCGCUUGCUCUCUCCCAUCCACCACGUCGCGAUGGGGUCUGCAAGCCCGCCCAAGCGCAUGACGCGUGCGAGGGCAGCUGCGGCUGCGGCCGCGGCCUCGGCCACCGUCUUAAACCCCAAGACCACCAAGUCGGACAGAGUGACCAAGUCGACCAAGGCUACCAAAGCCACCAAGGCUACUACUGCCUCUACUGCCUCUACUGCCUCUACUGCCACUGCUGCCACUGCUGCCACUGCUGCCACUGCUGCCACUGCCGCAUCUGCGAAGAAGGCUGUCGCCGCGAAGAAGCCUGCCGCAAAGAAAGCCGGUGCAAAGACCGCCGCUAAAACUGAUAUCGACGCUACUGGUGCCGCCACGACUACUCCUGAUGCUACCACCUCUACUGCCUCUGCCUCUGCCACUGCCGCCACUACCACGACUACCAAGAAGGCUACUGCUACCGACAAGUCAGCGGCCACAAAGAAACCUACGGCGGCCAAGAAGCCUGCUUCAACGAGAACUGCUACGAGAGCCGCAGCAAAGGCUGCAACAAAGGCUACUAGUACAGAUACAACUACACCUAAUACCACUACCUCCACUGCCACUAAGAAGCGCAAGCUUCGAUCAUUUGAUAACGAUGAAGAGGACGACUUAUCCAAAGAAGAUACCACUGAGAGCACAAUGGGCCAACCAGCAAAGAAGCCGCGCGGUCGGCCCAGACGGGUUCCUACUGGCACAGUCACCACUGUCUAUGCCACUGAACCUACUCCAGGCCUCAAGUCAGCCGUCUCUCGUCCUGUCUCAAAGGUCACAGGUGCCCUUAAGAAGACCGUGACAUUCGAAGAGCCAGAGAAAGAGAACAUGCUGCCUGGUGCAGCAACAAAGGCCAAGACUGAGACUACUGAAACAACUGCUACAGGCAUGAGAGCCAAGCCUGUUCGCAAGCCGGCUGCCUCUGGCAGAACAACACGAGCAAGCGCACGGGCAGCUACUACUGAUGUGACAGAGAAGAAACCGCUCAGCCCUAGAAAGGAUGUACAGAAUCGUCCUCUGUCACGAGAUGCCGGCUCUGAUGACGAGCUUGCCACAUACGAGAAGACUCCCCUAAAACCCUUGAUGAAGAGUCCUGUCAAGCCACCUACUGGCGUUAGAAAGCUUGAACCUCCCCCCUCUGAGAAGGAUUCGAAUGGAAAUUCCCCGCCUUCUCUGUCACCUGAACCAGCUUUCACUUCUGUCUUUAACAGUCCAGCUCGGCGACCACCGCCAUCGCCCAUUAAGAAUAUGAUGAUGUCACCAGCGAAGAGAGUCGGUGGGCUUUUCGGUUCAUCCGCAGGUGCCGAUGAGAAGACUGUUGAGUCUCCCACCAAGUCGGCGAUGCUUCAGUCGCCUGCAAAACGUCCUCACAUGCCUCUCCAAGCAUUCCAGUUCAAUCAGGAACCAGCAGGUACUAGCCGUUCGUCUCUAAAGACGACUUUGCUAGGUACACCUGCGAAGCGUCCAGCUUCGCCAAUGAAGUUACUCGGCACUCCAAUUCCACGAGCGGAAGAUAAGCCUCAGGAACCUUCCAAGGACAAUUCACCCACCCCCCUAGAGGAUAUUAGUGAAGAACAACCAACCCCACAGGCAGAGGGAGAGCCUCAGCAAGCCAUGAAGGACAACAUCCCUCCAUUCGUAGAGGAGAUCAGCGAAGAAGAGUUACAGGCUCAGAUUCGAUUAGAAUCCAUCCAAGAAGCCAAUGAUGAAGAUAGUCUGUCGCUUGAAUCGCCUACUACCAAGCUCGAAGCAUCCAGUCCUCAACUUGAAUUUCCUGGCCGUCUUUCAGCUGUCUUGCCAAGACAUGCUGAUCCUGCUCUCAAGCCAAGCCCCCCAGCGGUGCAUGAGGCACCCAAUGAUGAGGCAAGCGUGGAAGUACCAGCUGCUGCCAACGAUCAGGACACCGCAGUGCACUCAGAUUCUAUGCCAGCGACACCUGCCCCACCCGCUCCCCCCAUCUUCAAGAGCACUGAGAGAAAGAUCACAGGAGUUGCUGCCAGAGCAGCCAGCAGAGCAAUCAGAUCCGUCCAAUUGGGCGCGUGGAGAGCUUCUAGCCCUAUGAAAGUCCCUCAGUCUCAUAAAAAAUCUGCUUCUCAAUCCGCCGAUGCAGAGGAUAGCGACGAUGAGUUUUCGCUCCUCGACGAGAACGACUUUCCUGUCGUUGAGACUUCAACUGCCAAAGGCUUCUUCGAUGAUGAGAUGAAGAUUCGCGACGAUAUGGAGAAAGAAGCUGCCAUAGCGGCCAUGGAAGCCUUGGUGGAAGCAGAGAUUGAAGCUAAGUUCUCCAAGCACGGCUACCCAGACUUUCGUAUCACAAGUGAGGAUCUUGAGAUGAUGAUUCCGCAAGAUCUCGAUGCUCCAAACGCGGAUCUCUCAAUUAUUGCUGAGGAGUCUGAGACAUCUCUCAUCAAUACCCCAGAGGGUGAGAAGUCUCAACGUCGCGCUGAAUCGGUCUCAGCAGCGAGCCAGGAGUACGGUGAUGAGAAUGCUGUUCCAAUUGACCCUGCCUUGUUUGGGAAUGGAACAGAGGCUACGUUUAGUAAUAAGAACCCAGUGACACCAAAGAGACCGUUUGCACCCAGGGAGUUCCAUACUGUUUCGAAGGUGCCUCUUAAGCGUGCCGAUGACUCACCUCCUCGUAGCCCCAAGAGACACUGCUCUUCUGCGUCCAAGGCUACUUCUCGACACGCUGGUACACCUGCCCGAGCAGCUCGUGCUGAUCUUGACCCGACACUUCUACGUGGAGCGAUUGUAUUUGUCGAUGUCCAUACCACCGAAGGCGCUGAUGCAGGUAGAAUCUUCGUCGAUCUUUUGGUUCAAAUGGGCGCUCGUUGUGUUAAGAGCUGGCCCUGGAACCCCGCUACUAGCACGGACGCAAAAGCAGAUGCAUCCAAAGUGGGGAUAACUCACGUGGUUUUCAAAGAUGGAGGCAAGAGAACACUAGAGAAAGUCAAUGAGAGCAACGGCCUCGUCCAGUGUGUCGGUGUCAGUUGGGUCUUGGACUGUGAGAAGGAAAACAGAUGGGUGGAUGAGAAGGACUAUAGAGUUGACACUUCGCUUGUUCCUCGUGGCGGUCAUAACCGACGCAAAAGCAUGGAACCUAAGGCGGUUGCCAACAUGAACGGUACGCUGGUCACUCCCGUGAAACUUGUCUCCGGCUUCGGACGUGAGCCUCAGACGGUGCCCAAUAACUAUUUGAGCCGCCGUGACAGCAGCCUUUGGAUGCGCAGCCCCUCUGAGCAUGACGAUGAAGAAGAAGAAGAAGAAGAAGAUGCUCCAAGUGAGCCGAGUGAGAUGGAUUGGGAGAGUACCAAUGCCCCUGUCCUCACGCCUUUCCCCCAGACGCCAGCACCUGAGGCAGUAGCCAGAUUUGCGUUAGACGUCACUCCUGGCACACCUACCGGGUCUUUUGACUCGACAUUAGGCAAUAACAAGCUCCUUAUGCAGACCUGUCCUCCCAAGUCGAGCAAACUCAUCGAGAUGGACGAGGGUCUUAUGAACCGGGGCCAAGAUCAGACCGUCAUGAUGCGCCUAAUGGCUGCACGACGAAAGAGUAUGCAGUUCGCACCCAAGGUCGCCAGCCCACUGAAGAAACAGUGGAAAUAACUCGAUUACUCAUCUAUAUAAUAUGGGAUCGUGCCUAUUAUCGGACACGACGAAAGAAAGGGGGGGGGAGAAAAAGAAAAGAGAAAAAAGAAAAAACAAGAAGAAGAACGCAGAACGUAGGGGGAAAGAGCCGUGUAUGGAAUGAUU
Xylaria bambusicola is the source of this 3951-nucleotide messenger RNA. RefSeq lists its product as uncharacterized. Gene Ontology annotation, biological process: mitotic cell cycle. The coding region runs from base 217 to 3804 and encodes 1195 amino acids. The transcript is spliced from 2 exons. The record is from RefSeq and is a predicted model, not a curated record. Lineage: Eukaryota; Fungi; Ascomycota; Sordariomycetes; Xylariales; Xylariaceae.